AGUCUAAUGAUCCGCUGCGACGACCCCUAGCUAGUGGAUCGGUAGUUGGGAUGUGAAACCGCUGGGGCGGGCGUUGUCCUCGUUCAGGGAGGAUGGCCGUUGCCAAGAUCAUGGAUCUCGACGUGGACAAUACGAUCACGAAAACCUUAAUGGGGAGGUCCACAGACGUGGUGAUUCCGGUGAAGGCGUAUAAGAGGGCUGUUAAGACUCCUAAGAGUUGCUUCGGGACUAAACAACCCCAACUUCAUCAUACAACUCGGUCUAGACCACACACUUCCACCCAGACAUAGACAAAAUGCAACCCCCCGUCCUCGCCGUCCUUCUCUCCGCUGGCCUCGCGUCGGCCGCGGCCACCAACACCAACCUGCAGACCAAGUUCCCCACGGCCACCAGCACCACCGGUCUGCCCGCCGUCAAGACCAUCGCCGCCGGCCAGAAAUUCGAUGGUCAGAUGCUCCAGUGGGACCGCAGCCCGUCGACGUGCAAGCAACAGACAGAGACCGGCGACAAGGACGCCGUCUUCAUCCUCGAGGAUGGCGCCACCCUGAGCAACGUCAUCAUCGGCCCCAACAACGGCGAGGGCAUCCACUGCAAGGGCACCUGCACCCUGAACAACGUCUGGUGGACGGACGUGUGCGAGGACGCGGCCACGUUCCUGCAAAAGUCCGGCACGUCGUACGUCAACGGCGGCGGCGCGCGCGGCGCGUCGGACAAGGUGCUGCAGCACAACGGCGGCGGCACGGUGCACGUCAAGAACUUCCUGGCCAGCAACAUCGGCAAGCUGUACCGCUCGUGCGGCAACUGCAAGACGCAGUACAAGCGCGCGUCCACCUUCACCAACAUCCGCGUCACCGACAAGUCGUCCGUCGUCGCCGGGGUCAACGCCAACUACGGCGACACCACCACCAUCAAGGACUCGUGCGUCCUCAAGGGCGCCAUCUGCAACGUCUUCCAGGGCAACAGCAACGGCAAGGAGCCCAAGAAGAUCGCCAGCACCCCGACCGGCACUGCCUGCGUCGCGCAAGCUGUCAAGACUUCGGGUUGCUAAGGAGGGAUUCGUGGUUUUGGUGAUGAGGGGAUGCGGUGAGUGCUCGAAGCACUUGAGGUUGGGGUGCUCGGUUCCAUUCUUCACUACCUGUGACAUAUUUACUUAGUACAUAUUUUGGUCUGUAUACUGUACAUAAACUUCGUACUACUAUACCAGUGAUCCCUGGAACUCGCUACAACACUAUCAGCCCUUGACUACAGUACCAUGGUUUUUGUCUGGCGAAACA
Messenger RNA from Chaetomium strumarium, 1274 nucleotides. Its product is annotated as pectate lyase. Gene Ontology annotation, biological process: pectin catabolic process. Gene Ontology annotation, cellular component: extracellular region. The transcript has 2 exons. Lineage: Eukaryota; Fungi; Ascomycota; Sordariomycetes; Sordariales; Chaetomiaceae. The coding region runs from base 296 to 1048 and encodes 250 amino acids. Gene Ontology annotation, molecular function: pectate lyase activity. The record is from RefSeq and is a predicted model, not a curated record.